Molecule: messenger RNA, 3998 nt
Organism: Hirundo rustica (Barn swallow)
Lineage: Eukaryota; Metazoa; Chordata; Aves; Passeriformes; Hirundinidae
Gene: LYSMD3
Product: LysM domain containing 3
Exons: 2
Coding region: 1-882 (293 amino acids)
Biological process (GO): Golgi organization
Cellular component (GO): Golgi apparatus
Source: RefSeq, a predicted model, not a curated record
AUGGCCGGCAGAGGCGCAGGCAGAGGCGCCGGCAGCGGCCCGCAGCCGCCCGCCGUGGCGCAGCCGCUCGCCGGCGGUCACCUGUACCCCUUCGUGAGCGCGGAGAGCGAGGGGCCCGAGGAGGAGGGCGAGGUGUCGGAACUGCGGCCGCGGGGCAGGGAGAAGGUCCGGCGGAGCGCGUCGAGGGACAGGCUGGAUGAUAUCGUUCUGCUGACGAAGGACAUCCGGGAAGGGGACACGCUGAACGCGAUCGCGCUGCAGUUCUGCUGUUCGGUUGCAGAUAUCAAGAGAGUUAACAAUCUUAUCAACGAUCAAGAUUUUUUUGCCCUGAGGUCUAUCAAAAUUCCAGUGAAAAAGUUCAGUGUAUUGACUGAAACCCACAUAUCUCCAAAAGGAAGACCUGCUCUCCGGCCUUCUCUGUGUUCCCCAGAAGUACAGGAAACAUCUCUUUGUGAUAAAUUCUCUGCUAAUGAGACUGCUGGCAACUUCUUAAAAGAAGUCGAUCGAGAUAUAGAAGAAAUAGUGAAGUGUAAUGAUACAAAGAGAGAGAAUCUGAAUGAAGUUGUUUCUGCUUUAGCAGCCCAACAGAUCUGUUUUGAAACUGAUGGUAAAACUAAAAAAUGCAAGGAUCCUUACUACGGAGCAGACUGGGGUAUAGGAUGGUGGACAGCAGUAGUGAUUAUGUUGAUCAUUGGCAUAGUAACUCCAGUUUUUUAUCUCCUGUAUUAUGAAGUUCUAGUGAAAGCAGAUGUCAGUCACCAUUCUCCAGUGGAAUCUUCCCAUUUGUUUGUCACAGCAGUAUCACAUCAGAAAGAAAUAGAAAAUGGAAUAAAUCCAACAAAUAUUAUGAAGGUUGAUAAUCAAGGAGACCUUCAGCAUUAAUAAUGGAAGACUCUAGACAACUGUUGUUUGUAGAUACAUAACAUAACCUUAGGUAGAGGGGAAUCCACAGAAUGCAAAAUGCACUUGGAAUGCAGAGAAAAAAUGUACUGAUGUGUGACUUGCCUUUAUGGGCAGUGUUCCACUACAAGGAUAUUUCUGGGGAUCACAUGAUCUCUGAAUAUGCCUCAGAGAGGAAUUUGCAAUAUUGGGGUGUAAAUUAAGGUAUGAAGUCAUCUCUGAAGUUUUGCACUUUUUUCGAUUUUGAUAGGCAUGUUUCUUAAUUAAUGAUGAGGUGAAAAAAUGUAGUUCAAACUAAUACACAAAGAGUGUCACUGUGAGUGUGUUUUACAGCCCAGAAAUGGGCAUAUGGGGAUAUCUACCUUUUUUAAACAUCUGAAAGUAUUUAUACAAUUCAUAGUACACUUGGCAUUUUAAUAUCAGGUUUACAGUUGUAAAUUAAAGUGGUGUUCUCAUAAUUUUAUCCUUCUUACAGAGUAAGAUUUUUUUUAAAACUCAAUCAUUCCACUGUGUUCUUUUUUACAACUGACUAUUACAGAGGCAGUAGCAAAUACUUAAACUGGAAUCUUGAUAUCUUGUGCCUAUGAUUAACCCAUUCUUUAGUACUUUUCAGUAUAGGCACUAGGAUAAUUUGUUUUCUCUGUGUGACUCUGUGCCUCAACACAGUCCAGUUAGGAGUAUUCCUGAAAUUUUACAUUAUUCCCUGUUAUCCUGCUGGAAACUGACUGGACUGCAUUCUGAUCUGGUCACCUGUGUGUAGGAUGAAAGAAGAGCAGAAGUGUGGCACCUUGCUGUAACUGCCCGGGUAGUCCUUAUUUUCUGCUAACAGAUUUAUUUUAUUUCCCCCUUCUGUUCAUCUCAGUUCAGGACCAACUGAUUCUUCAGACAGCAGUCAUGUGGGUACUGAGCAUGCUAAUAUUGGUCUUGUGCUCAUGAACCUCAAGCACUUAACUUUUUCCUGAAAUGUCCUAGAAAACUUCAAAUGAUAUUUAAUGCCUGCUAGCAAAUUGCAGCAGAAUAAAAAACUUGCAGCUUCAGGCUUGUUCUUUACAUGUCAGUGUAUUCAUUAACCACUCUGCUCUUGAAUGUUUCUUUUGGGGUUUCAUGAUCAGCUUUGGUUUUCCCCCCUCUUUCUUCCCCAGCUGAAAAUUCUGCAAGAUAAAAAACCCCACACCUCUGGACUCUUCAUACAGAAAGGAGGUACUUGUGUACUCAGAAUACUUUUAAAUAAAAAUUGAGAUGGUGCCUGUAAUUCUUUUGGUUAUAUUAGCCUUGUGGAGCAAGAAUUCCACUGCCCUGUUCAAAACAACAUUUAUUACCAAACCCCGAGAUAACAAACUUGAUUAGGACCUAAAAAGAGGGAAGUGGAAAAACAGUAUCCUUGAAACUACUAUUGUAACCUUUCCAAUGAGUGUCUUGACUAAGUAUAUAUACAGUAUAAAAAGUCUGGCACAGUGAAUGUGUUCUAACUGUUGAGAUAUUCCAAGAUGCUUUGUCAGAUUCUGAGAGUAAUGACAGGCCCUGUCUAUUUUUGGGGCACCUCUUGCCCCAAGAAGCGAGGCAGAUAGUCUUCACUGGCAUGCCAAGUGUACAAACAAGAAUUGGCUAACUUGGAUUGGAUUGAAAUUGAGACAGGCCAAAGCUUGAAGGAAAAUGGUGUACAGUUAGGUACCUGAAUUGUGAUCUGUGACUGAUGAACCUCUUGAUUAAAGGAGCAUCUUUGGAGAGAGUGAGCCUACUCAGUCUCCACACUAGAAAAGGGAUUACAAACAGCAUGAACUUGAUGGUUUGCAUAACACUUGUUUUCAAAGAUCUUUUCAAAUAAGAGAAUAUACCAGUAAAACAAGCAUAAACACUGAGGUAGCAGUUCUAAUGCUAUAUGAAAAAAUGUUACACAAAAUAAUUUAUGGUGGCUAAAGCAAUAUCACUCUCAUGGUUAAAACUUUCAAAGGUGACUCACUCAGACAAGAAAGCUUUGGCAUAGAAAAAGAAAUGUUUUCUAUAUAGGAUGAAACUUGGUAUAUAAUGCAACUUUUUUUUUUUUGCUCCAAGCCUUUUUAUUGUUUUGCUUCUUUUCCCAUCAUUCUGUUGCCGAAACUCACCAGUUCUAAUACUUUAUCCUUCCACUUCUUAUGGAUUCAUCAAAGAACAUUCAAUUAGCUAUUUUUGUGAUGCAGCAUAAGCUCAAUUUACAGCACAUACCUGAACUGGUGGUUACUAAAUUGCUGUUGGUGCGGAAGUGGAGUUAACUGCGGUUGUAGUUUGACUAGGCCAGGAAGGUCUCUGGCCUGUUGAUGUAUGGAUACAGAGGUCUGUGGUGGUACAGAUGAAGAGUCCUCUAGUGUGUCCUAGACUUUGGGCUUUUAAAAUGUCAAAGACCUGUGGCUUACUGGCACUGAGUUAAGGGUGAUGUGCCUUAAUUUACCUCAGUUAUUGAUAAGCAGUCUUUGGAAAAACACAAAGGGACAGCUGUUUCAUUGGACUAUAUUCCAUUCUAACCAAGAGCCUGGCAUGUUUUUAUAUAUGUAUCGUGUAGCUCAUUUCACACAGUACAAUUUUAAUUAGAGUUAACUUUAUUGAAGAUUCAGUAGAUCUCUUUUCAAGACUCCUAAUCCUGGUAAUGUACAACCAUCAGCUGGCUUGGCUUUCUGCAGAAUGUGGGGAUCUUUACAACUUUUUUCCAAAGUACAGUACAACUGGUAAUUUGUCACUAUGUGUCAGCCCUGAAUAAACAGGGUGACUGCUCUGUGAGGAACUUAAAUCUGAUUCAGCUUAAAAUCUGUGAAGUUAGUCUUUUAGAAACUGACUUAAACAAACAAACAAAACAAAAGACAAAUAAACAAAAGAAACCCCAAAAGUAUACAACGAAAGAGCCAAACGCUCCACAAAUGUGGAAUAAUUGAGUUGUAAAUAACCUUUUGGAUUAAUUGCACUAUGUUGUUCAGGAAAUGGGUUUUAAAUUUAAGUGCAUAUUACAUGGUUGGAUCAUAUAAAAUCUAAAUGUUUUAAGUCUGGUAGGCAUUGGAGUAAGUUCUCACAUACAGUCUUUAUAAUUUUUAUAAGGGCUGAAAAUACAACUGUGAAAUUCUGAGUGAGGA